Molecule: messenger RNA, 708 nt
Organism: Raphanus sativus (radish)
Lineage: Eukaryota; Viridiplantae; Streptophyta; Magnoliopsida; Brassicales; Brassicaceae
Exons: 2
Coding region: 22-519 (165 amino acids)
Source: RefSeq, a predicted model, not a curated record
ACAUAUUUAGACUUUUAAAAUAUGGAGAUCUUCUUCAUCUUAUUCUUCUUCUUUGCCUUCUUCAACGGAGAAUCCGUAGCUGCAGACAAGUUUUGGAGCAGAAUAGAGAUGGCUGAGAUGAAUGGCUAUGGAGAACACAAACUCUCCUCUGUGGUUAUCACCGGUUCUCUUCUAUGCAACUCCCCUGUUCCAGGGGCCACUGUUGCCGUCAAGUGCCACACUGGUUUUAAAAAGAGAUCGAACUGGAUUAAAGCUGUGACUGAUGACUUUGGAGAGUUUAUCAUCCAUCUUCCUUCCCAUCUUCACGCAAUUCCUCACCUCGAAAAGGCAUGUUUCGUCAAACCAGUACAUGUGCCCAAGCACUAUCGUAGAUGCUACAAAGCUUUCUCCAAAUCUAAUAUACACAAAGGCAUCAAACUUGUCUCGUCCAGUAACGGCUUUCGCGUCUACACAUCAGGAACGAUCAGGUUGCAUGGACACAGUUCAAGAGCAUCACAAGCUCGUAAAGCCGACAUGUAAAACACACAUGAAACAAGCAUGCGGUACUUUUUAUGGUCCCCACUUGGUUAGUUGGCGCUUAAGUCACAUAACUUAAGUUCGAGUCUCUACAUUGUUCAUCAAUUUCACAGUGUACAAACAUAAACCUACCUUUCAGUACUUUUUGCUUUAACCUAGAUCUUCAAUACUUUUGCCACAACAUACAUCAAA